Messenger RNA from Paramecium octaurelia, 1336 nucleotides. Lineage: Eukaryota; Ciliophora; Oligohymenophorea; Peniculida; Parameciidae. The record is from the annotation of a GenBank genome assembly.
AUGUAAGAUAAUACUAUUGCUGAUCGCAUGGCACCUUAUCUUUAAUUGUAGAUUUAUGCUAAGUUUACAUAAUUGGCUGUGAAGAAUUCCUGUGUUAAUACAAGGUUUUCCAAAUUUUCCUCCACCUUAAUUUUUAAGAUAAGCUAUUGCAGAAGAGGCAUUGACAGAGAGUUUGCAAUAUACAUAAACAGCUGGUCAUCCAAGAUUGAUGAAGGCAGCCUCUGACUUUUUUGAAAAGCAUAUGGGAAUUAAAGUGGAUAUUGCAAAAGAGAUAGUCGCAAGUUCUGGUGCAUAAUCAGUUUUAGCAUGUGUUUUCCAGGCUUUGCUUGAACCAAACGAUGAAGUAAUAUGUUUUGACCCUGCUUUCGGUAUUAAUAGUAGAGAUAUCAAAAGAUUUCUAUCGUCCCUUGAUUGAAUUCUAAGGUGCUAAACAUGUGGGAGUUCCAUUAAAACCUAGUCAAUUAAAUAGCAAAGCUAGUAUAUUGAACAGAUUUGAGAAUGGCAAAAUUAAAUUUUCAAAAGAGGACGAAUGGCAUUUGGACUAUGAUUAUAUUGAAUCGAGAUUAAAUGCAAGGACAAAAAUGAUAAUUUUGAAUUCGCCACAAAAUCCAAUUGGAAAGUAAUUUGUAACUGUAAUUGUUUUAGAGUUUUUUCAGUUGAAGAAUUAGACAGAUUGGCAGACAUAUUAGAUAAACAUCCAUAAGUAAUAGUAUGUGAAGAUGCUGCAUAUCAUCAUGUUGUAUUUGGUGGUUAUUAGCCAUUUUCAUAUCCAAGAUGUAUUACUCAUCCAAAAUUGAAAUCUAAGACUUUAUGUGUAACAAGUGCAGGUAAGAUGUUUUCAGCUACAGGAUUGAGAAUUGGAUUUGCAAUGGGAGAUGAAAAAUAUAUAAGAGGAAGAAAAUCUGCUUAAACCUAUCUUAACUUUUGUUUGAAUCCUGUCUUAUAAACUGCCACAGCGAAAUGCUUGGAGUAAACUUUUGAUGGCUAAUACUUUACCGAAAUCAGAGAUUUGUAUAUAGAAUAAUCGACUAUGUUACUAAAGGGUUUACUUGAGAGUAGAUUCAAUUUGCAUUUUUGGGUUCCAUAAGGAGGAUACUUUUUAGUUACUGACAUCAGUGAUGUAGAUAUAUCUGAGAAAUAUUUCAAAGAUGAUCAAGAUGGUCAUCAACUUACUAAAGAUUUUGCUUUCGCAUAUUACAUUGCCAAUGAAGUUGGAGUAGUGUGUAUUCCUUGUUCUCCUUAUUUUGAGAAUAAAGAGUUGGGUUCAAGAUUUGUCAGAUGGGCAAUUUGCAUGACUACAGAGACAAUUUAAGAUGCGUGUAAUCGUUUAAAAUGA